Molecule: messenger RNA, 1032 nt
Organism: Symbiodinium necroappetens
Lineage: Eukaryota; Dinophyceae; Suessiales; Symbiodiniaceae
Source: the annotation of a GenBank genome assembly
AUGCGAAUUGAAGUGUCAGGUGAUCAGCUCUUUUACGACACCUUCGUGCAGCCAGAGGAGCCUGUCACGGACUAUCUCACGCAAUUCAGCGGAAUCACGAAGGAGACCCUGGAUGGCGUGAAGGUAAAGCUCUGCGAUGUCCAGAAGAAGCUGCAGGAGCUGCUAAGCCAAGAAUCUAUCCUGGUGGGCCACUCACUGGAGAGCGAUCUGAAGGCGCUGCAGCUGGUUCACGAGCGAGUCAUCGACACUGUUCUUUUGUACCCUCAUCCUCGUGGUUGGCCAUGUCGACAGAGCCUCGCAGGACUAUGCAGCGCUGUCUUGAAGAGAAAGCUACGACGAGAGGACGGCCACGAUUCCGUUGAAGAUGCGAAGGUGGCGUUGGAGCUGGCGCUCCUGAAGUUUGCUCGUGGACCUAGCUUCGGUGCAACUGGCGGCGAGUCGGUGCCCCUUGGGCGCUUGCUGAAGGAGACUGGAGUGCAGCUGCUUAUUUCCGAAGCCGACCGCGGUGAUAGCGGUGCAGACUGUUCUCGUGCCAGCAGCUGGUACGAAGAAAGCUGCAGACGGGUUUUGCCGAGCGAGUUGGGUGUGGACUGCAUACUUACGGGAGACGAAGAGGCUGAAAGCCUUUCCCGACGAUCUGUCCACAUCGUGGUCUUGAGGUCCUUCGAACGAUUUUGUGAAACGGCCCAUGCGCUUUCUGGCGGCUCGCUGGAGGACGGUCUUCCCGAUUGCUUGGCUCGCAUAGACAGGCAAGCUGCGAAGGCUGCUGAGGGCUUGACUGAGAACGACCUCCUCAUCAUGUUGAAUGGCUGUGGUAACUUCCAGUUGCUGCGCAAGCUAAUGGAUGCCAAAUGCGAGACGGCUACCGCUGCUGCAGACGAGAAGCGGAAAGUUGCUCGCGCCCGAGACCGUUUCAAGGAUACGUGGGGUGUCUUCCAGUGUGGCGGCGCCGCUUUGGAGCAGCUUCUCAAAGCUCCGCCCUGCUUGGAAGCACCUACAAUCCAGCGAGAAUUGGUGAGCUACGACCUGUGA